Molecule: messenger RNA, 846 nt
Organism: Trichophyton benhamiae CBS 112371
Lineage: Eukaryota; Fungi; Ascomycota; Eurotiomycetes; Onygenales; Arthrodermataceae
Exons: 1
Coding region: 1-846 (281 amino acids)
Source: RefSeq, a predicted model, not a curated record
AUGGCCGAUUUAAGCAGAAAAGCACCAGAGACUAUUGAUUCUCCGCUGUUGGUCGGACUUCCUGAGGGAACACUACAGAUUGAAUAUACCAAUAUGGAGGACAUUAGGUGCCUAGUGGACAAAAGGGCUCAACUAUGCUGCUUGGAUUCUUCCAAAAGCCCAUUUAUCAUAGUUAUAAAUAUACCACAUACGUUCCUUCAAGACUUUGAUAACGUCUAUCUGGAUAAAGGACCAAAGGUAUCUACCAAUCUUCAGGACAGAGUCCUUCUUCUCGAGACCAUGGUUGCAAAAGAACACGAAGUCGCGGCCCGAGGGUUAGAAGGAUAUCUUAGAGAAAGGAUUAGAGAUAUGAAGCUCAAUUACAUCACUACCCGUUCCGGAGCAAGCCGAGCAACUAGCGACACUUUUACCAAGGAGCCCGAUGGUAGCUUUACCUUACAGGACCGCGAUUGGCCAAUUUUAGCCAUUGAGGCUGGAGUAUAUGAGUCUGAAUCCAAGUUAAAUAUUGACGCCCGAGGAUGGCUAGAAUCACCAAAAUCAGAAACAGAAGUCGUUAUCACGAUCAAAAUCGAACGACAUUCGCCAGAAAUAACCUUUAAAAAAUGGGAAAAAUCAUCUUCCACGCCAGAGAGAGGAACAUGUUCCUACCAACCAGCGAUAUCAACUGAGACUAUUCACGUCAAGUAUCAGAAUGACGUUACCGAAAUUACUGGCGAUAUGGUUAUCCCAUUGGCGAAGAUAGCCGGCCGCGGGCCGCAAAAUUCCAACGAGAAUGACAUCACUGUCACAAAAGCGACAUUUGAAGAGAUAUGCAAGGAAGUGUGGACAGCCCAGAAUCUUCUAUAG